AUGUCAACAGGACCUGCUAUUGGUAUAGAUCUCGGAACCACAUACUCAUGCGUCGGUGUGUGGUCUAACGACAAAGUAGAAAUCAUCCCCAACGAUCAAGGUAACAACACCACUCCAUCAUACGUCGCUUUCACUGAAGAAGAAAGACUUAUUGGUGAUGCUGCUAAGAAUCAAGUUGCCAGAAACCCAAAGAACACCGUCUUCGAUGCUAAGAGACUUAUUGGAAGAAAAUUCUCUGAGAAACAAGUACAAGACGACAUGAAGCAUUGGCCAUUCAAGGUCGAGCAAGGUGCUGGUGACAAGCCAGUCAUUGUUGUCGACUACAAGGGAGAGACCAAGAAAUUCCACGCUGAGGAAAUCUCAUCUAUGGUAUUGGUCAAGAUGAAGGAAAUUGCUGAGGCUUAUCUCUCAAAGACCAUCAAGAACGCUGUUAUCACCGUCCCAGCUUAUUUCAAUGACUCACAAAGACAAGCCACCAAGGAUGCUGGUACCAUCUCAGGUAUGAAUGUCCUCAGAAUCAUCAACGAGCCAACUGCUGCCGCUAUUGCUUAUGGUCUCGACAAGAAAUCAUCCCAAGAGAAGAACGUUCUCAUCUUCGAUCUCGGUGGUGGUACUUUCGAUGUCUCCCUCCUCACCAUUGAAGAGGGUAUCUUCGAAGUCAAGGCAACCAAUGGUCACACCCAUUUGGGAGGAGAAGACUUCGACAACAGACUCGUCGACUACUGUAUUGCUGAAUUCAAGAAGAAGACUGGUAUUGAUAUCACUGGAAACGCCAGAGCUCUCAGAAGACUCAGAACCCAAUGCGAGAAGGCCAAGAGAAUCCUCUCAGCUGCCCAUCAAGCCCCAAUUGAGUGCGAAACCCUCUCAGACGGUGAGGACUUCAACACCCAAAUCUCAAGAGCCAAGUUCGAAGAACUCUGUAUGGAUCUCUUCAGAAAAUGUAUGCCACCAGUUGAAAACGUCCUUAAGGAUGCCAACUUGGCUAAAGGUCAAAUUCACGAAGUCGUACUCGUCGGAGGUUCCACUAGAAUCCCCAAGGUUCAACAAAUGCUCUCAGACUUCUUCAACGGUAAAGUCCUCAACAGAUCAAUCAACCCAGAUGAGGCCGUCGCCUAUGGUGCUGCUGUUCAAGCUGCUAUUCUCACUGGUGAGGGAGACAGCAACGUUAAGGAUCUCCUCCUUCUCGAUGUUACCCCACUCUCAACUGGUAUUGAGACCGCUGGAGGUGUUAUGACUGUCCUCAUUCCAAGAAACACUACCAUCCCAACCAAGAAGUCUCAAAUCUUCACCACCUAUGCUGACAACCAACCAGGUGUCUUGAUUCAAGUCUUCGAAGGUGAAAGAUCCAUGACCAAGGAUAACCAUCUUCUCGGUAAAUUCAACUUGGAAGGUAUCCCACCAGCCCCAAGAGGAGUUCCACAAAUCGAAGUCACUUUCGAUAUUGAUGCCAACGGAAUCCUCAACGUUUCAGCCGUCGACAAGGGAACUGGAAAGCUCAACAAGAUUACCAUCACUAACGACAAGGGUAGACUCUCCAAAGAAGAGAUUGAAAAGAUGGUCAGUGAAGCUGAGAAAUACAAGGGAGAAGACGAAAAGAUGAAGAAGAGAAUUGAAGCCAAAAACAGCUUCGAAAACUACUGCUUCCAAAUGAAGAACACCCUCAAUGACGAGAAAUUGAAGGAGAAGUUCACUGAAGAUGACAAGAAGGUUAUUGAGGAUGCCUCCAAGGAGGGUCUCCAAUGGCUUGAGUCAAACCCAAUGGCUGAGCCAGAGGAAAUUGAAGCCAAGCAAAAGGAAGUUGAGGCCAAGUACAACCCAAUCAUGAUGAGAGUCUAUCAAGCUGCCGGUGGAAUGCCAGGUGGUAUGCCAGGUGGAAUGCCAGGCGGUAUGCCAGGUGGUUUCCCAGGUGGUGCCCCAGGUGGUGCUCCAGGUGGAUCAGGUGGUGUUGAAGACCUCGACUGA
Molecule: messenger RNA, 1962 nt
Organism: Stylonychia lemnae
Lineage: Eukaryota; Ciliophora; Spirotrichea; Sporadotrichida; Oxytrichidae
Source: the annotation of a GenBank genome assembly